UAUAAAACAUCGAAGCGCCUGAAGACAGCGGUACAAACUGCAGCCGAGCUGUUUUACUGUAACGAUGGACGAGUGGACGGUGAUCAGAUAGAAAGCAGCCGGUCAACUCCCCCUGGAUGAAGAACGAGGGCCAACCCACGCUGCUUCACCUCCUCAGAUUCCACCUUUAAACCCUUGCGCUUUUUCACACCAUUUCCUGUUGGGGCGUCCCCCUCUGGGCGCGGACAUCCUCUGUCCCCUUGGCUCUGCUGUCAGUCCAGGCAGAGCACCCCCCACCCCACCCCGGCGGCGUGUCGGUGUACGAUGGCGCGGUGGAACGCUGAGGGCUGCCGCGGCCGACUGUGAUGUCAGAGCCCAACAGCCCGGGCGAGAGCCGGCGUGGCGCUCCCAGAUUCUUCGUGGGCUGCGAGGACGAUGAGAGCGAGGCUGUGGAUGACAGCAUGAGGACAGACAUGGAUCUGUACGAGGACGACGAAGACACCGACUCGCCCCCGGAGCGACAGAUCGCGGUGGGGAUCUGUUGCAUGAUGAAGAAGUCCAAGUCCAAGCCCAUGACCCAGAUCCUGGAGAGGCUGUGCAGGUUCGAGUACAUCACCGUGGUCAUCUUCCCCGAAGACGUCAUCCUCAACGAGCCCGUGGACAAUUGGCCUCUGUGUGACUGCCUCAUCUCCUUCCACUCCAAGGGGUUCCCUCUGGAUAAGGCCGUGAGCUACGCCAAACUGAGGAACCCUCUGCUCAUCAAUGACCUGAACAUGCAGUACUACAUACAGGACAGGAGGGAGGUGUAUCGCAUCCUGCAGGAGGAGGGGAUUGAUCUGCCUCGGUACGCUGUCCUGAACCGAGACCCCGACAAACCCGACGAGUGUAAUCUGGUGGAGGGUGAGGACCAUGUGGAGGUCAACGGGGAAAUCUUCCAAAAACCGUUUGUAGAGAAGCCUGUGUGUGCAGAGGACCACAACGUCUACAUCUACUACCCAACGUCAGCAGGAGGAGGGAGUCAGCGGCUCUUCAGAAAGAUUGGAAGUCGCAGCAGCGUUUACUCUCCAGAAAGCAGUGUGAGGAAGACAGGAUCCUACAUCUACGAGGAGUUCAUGCCCACAGACGGAACAGAUGUCAAGGUUUACACCGUGGGUCCGGACUACGCUCACGCUGAGGCACGGAAAUCUCCCGCCCUGGACGGGAAAGUGGAGCGGGACAGCGAGGGGAAGGAGGUGCGUUAUCCGGUCAUGUUGUCGGCCAUGGAGAAGCUGGUGGCCCGGAAGGUGUGCCUGGCCUUUAAGCAAACGGUGUGUGGAUUCGACCUGCUCCGAGCCAACGGACACUCGUAUGUGUGUGACGUCAACGGGUUCAGCUUCGUCAAGAACUCCAUGAAGUACUAUGACGAUUGUGCAAAGAUCCUUGGGAACAUUGUGAUGCGAGAGCUGGCGCCUCAGUUCCAGAUCCCCUGGUCCAUCCCCACCGAGGCUGAGGACAUCCCCAUCGUCCCCACCACGUCAGGAACCAUGAUGGAGCUCCGCUGCGUCAUUGCCGUCAUCCGCCACGGAGACCGAACACCUAAACAGAAGAUGAAGAUGGAAGUUCGUAACCCCAUGUUCUUUGACCUGUUUGACAAAUACGGAGGUUACAAAACAGGGAAAUUGAAGCUGAAGAAGCCCAAACAGCUGCAGGAGGUGCUGGACAUCACUCGUCAGCUGUUGGCUGAACUGGGACAACACAACGACUGUGAGAUUGAAGAGAAGAAGUCCAAACUGGAACAGCUGAAGACGGUUCUAGAAAUGUACGGACACUUCUCUGGGAUCAACAGGAAGGUGCAGCUGACCUACCUCCCCCACGGACAGCCCAAGACCUCCAGUGAGGAGGAAGAUACUCGUAAGGAGGGUCCGUCUCUGCUGCUGGUGCUGAAGUGGGGGGGGGAGUUGACCCCCGCAGGCAGAGUCCAGGCGGAGGCUGGGCGGGCCUUCCGCUGUAUGUACCCGGAGGUCAAGGUAAGGGUGGGGGACUAUGCUGGGUUCCCCGGUUGUGGACUUCUACGGUUACACAGCACCUACAGACACGACUUGAAGAUUUAUGCGUCUGAUGAAGGUCGGGUCCAGAUGACGGCGGCGGCCUUCGCAAAGGGUCUGCUGGCUCUGGAGGGGGAGCUGACGCCCAUCCUGGUGCAAAUGGUGAAGAGCGCCAACAUGAAUGGUCUCCUGGACAACGACAGCGACUCCCUGAGCAGCUGUCAACACCGGGUCAAAGCCCGGCUCCACGAGAUCCUGCAGAAGGACCGGGACUUCAUUGACGAGGACUAUGACCGGCUGGCUCCAACCUGCAGCGCCUCCCUGGUCAAUUCCAUGAGGAUGGUCCAGAACCCGGUGUCCACCUGUGAUCGGGUCUACACCCUCAUCCAGAGCCUCACGUCCCAGAUCCGGAAGAGGAUGGAGGACCCCAAGUCAGCAGACCUCCAGCUGUACCACAGUGAGACCCUGGAGCUGAUGCUGCAGCGUUGGUCCAAACUGGAGCGCGACUUCCGCAUGAAGAACGGACGCUAUGACAUCAGUAAGAUCCCCGACAUCUACGACUGCGUGAAGUACGAUGUGAUCCACAACGCCACGCUGGGUCUGGAGGACACGCUGGAGCUCUUUCGACUGUCCAGAGCCCUGGCGGACGUCGUCAUCCCGCAGGAAUAUGGCAUCAGUAAAGUGGAGAAACUGGACAUCGCCUACGCCUACUGCCUCCCACUGGUCCGGAAGAUCCAAAUGGACCUGCAGAGGACGCAUGAGGACGAGUCUGUCAACAAACUGCAUCCUCUAUAUUCUCGUGGAGUGAUGUCUCCAGGUCGUCAUGUCAGGACUCGCUUGUAUUUCACCAGUGAGAGUCAUGUCCACUCUCUGCUCAGCAUCUUCCGCUAUGGUGGACUAUUGGACGAGGAGAAGGACCAGCAGUGGAAACGGGCCAUGGAUUAUCUCAGCGCUGUGUCCGAACUCAACUACAUGACUCAGAUUGUCAUCAUGUUGUAUGAAGACAACAACAAGGAGCUGUCGUCUGAGGAGCGUUUCCAUGUGGAGCUCCACUUCAGUCCGGGGGUGAAGGGGGUGGAAGAGGAGGAGAACGCCCCCAUGGGGUUUGGCUUCAGGCCUGCAUCGGCGGAGGUUGCCCAGCAGAAUGGGCAGAAGCAGACCGACCCUGGCAGCCUGGAGGACCUGUCACGGGACGAGACGGAUCGGGCCGUGCCACUGUCGGAGCCAAUCACCAUUCAGAGGAGGUCUCCGCUGAUUCGGAACCACAAGACCGGGUCCAUGGAGGUUUUGUCGGAGACGUCAUCGUCUAAAGUGGGCAGCUACCGCCUCUUCUCGUUCUGCUCCCGUCAGUCUCCUGAGAUGAAGCAGAGUGGAUUAGGCUCUCAGUGCGCCGGCCUCUUCAGCACCACUGUCCUAGGUGGGUCCUCUAGUGCCCCCAACCUGCAGGACUACGCACGCGCACAUCGAAAAAAAUUCUCCAGCAGCAGUCUGUCCUACAAAGACGAGUUGUUGUCUAUGCCGGCAGUAAAACGAUUUUCUGUGUCGUUUGCAAAGCAUCCGACUAAUGGAACUCGUGAUGAUACGUCAGCUGUAGCGGCAGCGCGUCCUCUGUGGUGGACGGCAGCAGAGCCUUUGGAGGACCACGAUGUGGCCCAGUUGUUGCAGCGUUUCUCCACCGACCCCAGCCUGGGUCCACAUCUGUCUCUGGACGGAGCGCUGGCCCACCACCUCCACCAGUGCUCCUACCACCUCCGCCUCUUCAAAAACUGGCUCAUCUCCGGCCAGGGCCCCCUAGAGUACCUUCACGGAUUCGAAGGCUGUUCCAUGGUUCCGUCCAUCUACCCUCUGGAAACGCUGCACAACUCACUGUCACUUAAACAGGUCAACGAGUUCCUGACGGCGGUCUGUGAGAGCGCUGGAGACCCCCACACCAGGACCAGCAGAGCGCUGUCAGCCAUGUUGGACGCCCAUAACCAUCCAUCGGUGGACUCGUACAUGCCCCCCAGGGUCCUGUCCUCAUCCAUGUCUCUGAGGUCUCGCUCUGACAGACCUCCAUGGUACAGCAGUGGUCCGUCCAGCACCGUGUCCAGCGCUGGUCCAUCCUCUCCGACCACCGCAGACACAUCUCCUCGCUUCAGCUUCAGCGACAAAAUCUCCCUGACGCCUCAGAGCAGCGAGGAAACCCACUCGGGUCAGAAUGCAUCCACUCAGCCAGGGUCCGGAAACCCCCCACUCCCCGACCCAGCGUGCACCGCUCCAGCCAACCCCGCCGAGGUCCCGCUGACCCCCAACAACUCACCUGAGGACGAUGCCGAGCUCAACGCUGAGCUCAGACCGGAGCCGACUGAGUGUCUGUCAGCGGACAGCAGCGGUCCUGGUCCGGACCUCAGGGCUCCGUGUGCCGCGUUGUCCGAGCUGACCCUGAGCCGCAUGGAAGGGUUCUGCGGCCUACCAGGGUCCCUGCCAGUCCUCCUGGAGCUCCGUGAGAGCAGCAGCGAGGCAGGGUCUAGUUCCCAGACGCCACAGUCGCCCGAGGGUCCUGACGAGUUCUUCGACACCCAGGAGGAGCUGUGGAGCGACGGGCCGGAGCCAGGACCCGACGCAGAGGCCACGCCUGAGGGCGGAGCCACGCACACCACCGAGCCAUAGAGGAUGACGAGUCUACGCAAACAAGCUGCUCAGUGUCACGUGACCUGCUGGAGGCGGAGCCAGAGGACGGGAACCACGGAACAUUCUGACACCAGACACUUAACUCUGAUUAUUGAUCACAAUAUUGAUCCAACAUGUGAUUGAAGACUCCUAAUAUUAACCCAAUAUGGAACUGAAUAUAUUUAACCUGUUACAGGGAUGUCAUCAGCGCCCGUCGGCUUCACGCCAUUUCAUGAUUCUGUAUCAAACUGUCAUGAGUUUCCUUCUGUGUGUGAUGAGACUGAACUCAGUGUCAUGAAUCAGACACGGGUCAGAACCAGUGUGUAUCGGUUCUGUAUCAGACUUCCAUCUCACUGCAGCAACGCCGCGUCUUCGUGAACAGACACGUCGACAUGGAAACAGGACCGUGAUGGGUUUAUGAGUCCGCUGGUGUCAGACAGAGCUGGUUCUGCUCGUGGGUUCCCGUCCUCUGCGCUGUCAUUCAUGAUGCUUUUCGCUCUGUGUUCUUCUGCUUCUCUGAGUUUGUUCACAGGAACCGGACCGUGGCCCCGCCCACUGGACAGUGGUUAUUUCAGACCGGGACUUAAUGCCGCCAAUGCUUUAACCCUGUGUGGUCCGACGAGGCCAUGGUCCACAGGAAAUCGCUGCUGCUGAUGGUAACACCCACUGCCAAGGCUCCUCCCUUUCAGUGGAACCAGAGUGUAUUUAUUUAGAACCGAGCUGAUCUCAGACCAGUUCAUGUGUGACUGUGUACGUUUGGUAAAAUCACCUCAGAUCUGAACAAACAGGACGAGUGUCUGUGCUUUUAUGUAUGUGGGGGGCGGGGCUUACACACUUCAGGAGGACCCUGAUUGAUGGACUUGAUGUUACAAUGUGACGUACUGUAGAACAGGAACCUGCGUCCUGAUCGAUAAUGAUCAGUGGUGAUCAGUUACGGUUUGAAGUGUUCGCUUAAAGUUCAUCCAAUUUAAAUACAUAUUUUCCCAUGA
Messenger RNA from Sphaeramia orbicularis (orbiculate cardinalfish), 5641 nucleotides. It is a transcript of the gene ppip5k1a, whose product is annotated as diphosphoinositol pentakisphosphate kinase 1a. Gene Ontology annotation, biological process: inositol metabolic process; inositol phosphate biosynthetic process. Lineage: Eukaryota; Metazoa; Chordata; Actinopteri; Kurtiformes; Apogonidae. Gene Ontology annotation, cellular component: cytosol. The record is from RefSeq and is a predicted model, not a curated record. Gene Ontology annotation, molecular function: 5-diphosphoinositol pentakisphosphate 1-kinase activity; inositol hexakisphosphate kinase activity.